AUGGAGAGGAGGAGAAAAUCAAAGACAGAGAAGAAAGGAAGAUCAAGGAUGGAGAGGAGGAGAAGAUCAAAUCAAAAUGGAGAGGAGGAGAAAAUCAAUAAUGAAGAGGAAGAAAAGGAUGGAGAGGAGGAAAAGGACAAGGAUGGAGGAAAGGGAAAGAUCAAGGAUGAAGAGAAAGAGAAGAUCAAGGAUUGCGAUGAUGUGAAGAUCAAGGAUAGGGGAAGAUCAACGAUGGUGAGGAGAGGAAGAUCAAGGUUGGAUAGGAAGGGAAGAUCAAGGAUGGAUAGGAGAGGAAGAUCAAGGAUGGAAAGGAAGAAAAGAUCAAGGAUGGAAAGGAAGAAAAGAUCAAGGAUGGAUAGGAGGAGAAGAUCAAGGAAGGAAAGGAAGAAAAGAUCAAGGAUGGAUAGGAGGAGAAGAUCAAGGAUGGAAAGGAAGAAAAGAUCAAGGAUGGAUAGGAGAAGAAGAUCAAGGAAGGAAAUGAAGAAAAAAUCAAGGAUUGAUAGGAGGAGAAGAUCAAGGAUGGAAAGGAAGAAAAGAUCAAGGAUUGAUAGGAGGAGAAGAUCAAGGAUGGAAAAGAAGAAAAGAUCAAGAAUACAGAGGAGGAGAAGAUCAAGGGUAGAGGAAAGAUUUCAAAAUGGAGAGGAUGAGAAGAUCAAGAAUGAAGAGGAGGUAAAGGAAGGACGGAUAGAAUGA
Eurytemora carolleeae is the source of this 693-nucleotide messenger RNA. RefSeq names its product vicilin-like seed storage protein At2g18540. Bases 1 to 693 code for a protein of 230 amino acids. The transcript is spliced from 3 exons. The record is from RefSeq and is a predicted model, not a curated record. Lineage: Eukaryota; Metazoa; Arthropoda; Copepoda; Calanoida; Temoridae.